AAACUUAUUAACAGUAGAUCUUUUGCUUGUAUAACAUCAUUGUCUCUGAGCUAUAACAAGUCUGGAGUAGGUGGCAGUAAGACGGAAAGUAUUUCUGUUGAAGAAAGAAGGAAAUAUUAGGUUUUAGGUUCAAAGAAACAGGAAUACUGUGGGUGCUGAGACAAAUUCUGACAUUACUGCAAAUAUUUCACUGAAUUUUGUGGCGCUGGAUAUCUAAUCACUGCUUGGUGUUAUAAGGUGAAGUAAAGACUCAGAUGGCGGAGAGGAUUCCCUGGUGGAAGGCCUUCACCGGGAGGGUGCUGAGCAACAUCCUUAAAGACGCUGCUGUUCAGCAUGAUCAAGGCUCAGACAGCAAAAACUCAGGCUUCCCAAGUGAUGGAUUUGACGUCUCACAGCUGGAACCUGCCAUAAUGGACACGUUCAGCCGAAACCUUACCGUCUCACGCUCCGGCCGCUUCAAGGAAAAACGCAAGGUCCGAGCCACUCUGCCCACCAACAAGAACAUUUACGAAAGCAACACAGCCGUGGCCAAGUAGCCAUGCUGAAAUCCUAACAUCCACCACAGACACUGAUCUCAGAGGAUCUCUCUGGUUGGUCAGUGAGGUUAUUGUUGCUUACAAUGGCUGAAGCUAACACAGUGAGAGCUUGAACAAUGCAAACAAUUUAGAACAUAUUUCGUUAAUUAGGGUUAUUAGGGUUAAUUACUUGUUACAGGCUGUUCAGUCAAGCUAAAUGCCCUCAGCUCUGAGAACACGUUUAUAUUUAUUCAUAGCUAACCAGGAGUGGUAGCUUUUUAUUUUACCUGGAAACGUGGAUAUAAAAGAUUUAAGUUCUGCUGUAAUUACAUCUAAAAGCAGCCCUAAAGCUUUAAAUGCACAUUAUGGUACAGUUUUUCCUGAGACUUGCUAACACACUUACCCCUUGAACCCCUGUAUAGGAAAACCUUUUGUAACAAAGCCCAUUUUUUAGCGUGUGUGUGUGUGUGUGUGUGUGUGUGUGUGUGUGUGUGUGUGUGUGUGUGUGUGUGUGCAUGUGUGUGUGGUUUGCACGUAGGUUAAUUGCCUGUCACAGAGACUGGUCCCUUCUGAUGUCUUGUGUUGAUGUAGUAAAUAUUAAUACAAUGCCUGAGUGUUGUUCUAAUGUUUAUUUGUUAACUACUGAUAUGAAGGGCCACUUAUUUAUUCUAUAAAGUUUUAAAGUUUCAAUGCUUUUGUAACUGUUUGUAUGAAGGAUAUUUACAUAUACAGUGAUAUAUGAAUGUAAAUGGAACUAAAUGUUCUAGUCUGAUUUGGACAUAUGAUGUAGUUUCAAGUAAGAUCCAUGCAGGGGCAAUCCCUGCUCUCAUGGUUGUUCAGAAUGGGAUCGUUUUUUGCACUAACAGAUUUUUUUUAAGGAUUAUAACAUUCAUGUUACGUUAUAUUUCGAAAUUUACAAUUUGGAUCAAUGACAAGGUCAUAUAGUCAUAAACCAUUCCACACAUUACAUAAAGGAGUGUUGUGUACAAGAAGUACUACUUUAAAGACACAUUGUGCCUAAUGGCAGGUUGUGUCACCUUUAAUGGAUGGAAUGUCAUGUUUAAAAGCCGAAACGGAAGUGUGCUGUAGACGAGAUCAUACUGGUGCCUUACUAUCAUCUUGUUUAUCACUGUAAUCAGUAUAUCAUUGUUUCCUUCCCAUUUUCACUGAGGUUGACAUCAAAUAAACAUACACAUACAGCACCAA
This is a messenger RNA of Hemibagrus wyckioides, 1721 nucleotides long. Its product is annotated as proline-rich protein 15-like protein. Bases 255 to 536 code for a protein of 93 amino acids. The record is from RefSeq and is a predicted model, not a curated record. NCBI's taxonomy places the organism in Eukaryota, Metazoa, Chordata, Actinopteri, Siluriformes, Bagridae. The transcript is spliced from 2 exons.